This is a messenger RNA of Sitophilus oryzae (rice weevil), 927 nucleotides long. RefSeq lists its product as uncharacterized. Lineage: Eukaryota; Metazoa; Arthropoda; Insecta; Coleoptera; Curculionidae. The record is from RefSeq and is a predicted model, not a curated record. The coding region runs from base 288 to 833 and encodes 181 amino acids. The transcript is spliced from 5 exons.
ACGUCCUCCUUUCUAUUUUUGAUAGUAAAUCUAAGUAGAAGUAUUUAGUAAAUUGAAAUAUUAUUGAAUGCCGAAUAUCACUUCUAAAACUACAAUGUGUUAAUCAUUUGCCCCUCGUAUACUCGAUGGUCUAUCAAGAAGGUCAGCUGGGACAUAAAUUUGUAUUUGUCAGACACAAACUUUCAUUUCUUCCUGACCACGUUGCUAUCUUAUAUUUCAGAACAUUAAGUAUAACGUUCUUACUUAAUCAUUGAAUUAAAGAAUUCUGUAGAUAAAACUGAAAAAAAAUGAAUUAUUUUACUAAAGCAUUUAUAGUAAUUCUAGCAUUGUUAUCUGUGAUAAAAUUUAAUACUGGAGCACCAGUAGAAAAUACUUCCCUUACAAGUGGAUCUGACGCAAAAUCUGCAUUUGGACAGGCCUUUGAUGAGAUAGUAGUAGAAUCUACGCUUAACGUCAAAAGAAAAGGCAGUGGAAGACAAUCCAGAAAUAACCAACCUUCGAUCACAAGAACUAAACGACAACACGGAUUUCCUUACCCAUCAUUAAAUUUUCCUAAUUAUGGAGAUUCUGUAGCGGCAGCCAGCGCACAAGCACAAUCCCAUCAGGCCCAAAGUCCCUUUGGAAAUUUUGGUGCUUCCGCGUCGGGAUCUCAAUCCCAGUCGUUGGCUUUUGGGCCUAAGGGCCCAUUUGGUUCAGCUUCUUUCGCAGGAUCUCAACAAUACAUGUUACCAAAUGGAGAAACCAUAAAUAUAGCAUUCGGUAAUUCUAUAGGAAAUUCUGAAUCUAAUAAAGCCGGAGGUGCGACUAUUUCUAUAAGCAGUCCCAAAAGAUGACGAUAAUAUGAUACCUAUAGUUAUUUUAAUACUAUGUAUAUACAAUUUCUUGCUUACAUUUUAAAUGUUUAAAUAAAGGUUACAAAAAAAUAAA